GUGAGAGAGCGCGCGCUGAGGGCUCAUGCGCGAGAUUUCUUCUCACCUGGCCAGUUACUAAGGGGUGCACUCGGUAGGAAUGGCAUAUCUUAUGGCAGCCUUCUCAGUCAGCAAUACUGUGACCAACUCUAUCAUAAUGAACACCAAUGGACCUCCUGAUCUCAUGUUGGAUACAAGGACAGUGUGUGUUUCCAUUGAUAAUGUGAUGACCAAUCACACUGGCAGCCAACAGACCCCACUGUUACAUGCACACUUAAAAAAAGUAGAGAACAACCUAACAGAGGCACAGCGAUUCUCGUACCUGCCCAGAAGACCAGCAGUCAAUAUUGAAUUCAGAGACCUCUCAUACUCAGUUCCUGAAGGACCAUGGUGGAGAAAGAAAGGUUACAAGACCCUGCUGAAAGGUAUCUCUGGCAGCUUUACCAGUGGGGGUCUAGUAGCCAUCAUGGGCCCCUCAGGAGCAGGGAAGUCAACGCUUAUGAACAUCCUGGCAGGAUAUAGGGAAACAGGAAUGAAAGGAGAUAUCUUGAUAAAUGGACAACCCAGAGAUCUGAGGUCCUUUAGGAAAGUGUCUUGUUAUAUUAUGCAAGAUGACAUGCUUCUGCCCCACCUGACCGUACAGGAGGCCAUGAUGGUAUCAGCUAAUCUAAAACUUCAGGAAAAGGAGGAGGGCAGGAGAGAGAUGGUGAGUGAGAUCUUGACUGCACUUGGCUUGUUGGAAUGUGCUAAAACACGCACAUCUAACCUCUCUGGUGGCCAGAGGAAGCGCUUGGCAAUAGCCUUGGAACUUGUCAACAACCCACCUGUCAUGUUCUUUGAUGAGCCCACAAGUGGACUUGAUAGCUCCUCCUGUUUCCAAGUCGUCUCUUUAAUGAAAGCUCUGGCUCAAGGAGGCCGAACAGUUAUCUGCACCAUUCACCAGCCCAGUGCCAAAGUCUUUGAGCUGUUUGACAAACUUUAUGUACUGAGCCAAGGCCAGUGCAUCUACCAGGGAAAGGUGUCAAACCUAAUCCCCUACCUAAGGGAAAAUGGACUCAACUGCCCUACAUAUCACAACCCUGCUGAUUUCAUAAUGGAAGUGGCCUCUGGAGACUAUGGUGACCACAUGGUUCGGUUGGUGAAAGCUGUUAAUGAAGGAAAGUGUGAGAAAGAUUACAAAAGUGAGACGAAUGGUGAUGUGGCUAUGAACUUCUUUUGGCAUAAACCAUCUGAUGAGGACUCUUCUUCCACUGAAGGCUGUCACAGCUUCUCUGCCAGUUGUCAGACUCAGUUCUGUAUCCUCUUUAAAAGAACAUUCCUAAGCAUCAUGAGGGACUCGGUGUUGACCCACCUGCGCAUCACCUCUCAUAUUGGAAUUGGGCUCCUGAUAGGGCUUCUGUACCUUGGGAUCGGAAAUGAAGCCAAGAAAGUCCUAAGCAACUCUGGUUUCCUUUUUUUCUCAAUGCUCUUCCUCAUGUUUGCUGCUCUGAUGCCCACUGUGCUUACCUUUCCUCUUGAGAUGGGUGUCUUUUUGAGAGAACACUUAAAUUACUGGUACAGUCUGAAGGCAUACUACCUUGCAAAGACUAUGGCUGAUGUCCCAUUCCAGAUUGUAUUCCCAGUGGCAUACUGCAGCAUUGUUUAUUGGAUGACCUCUCAACCAUCAGAUGCUGUUCGGUUCAUCCUCUUCUUGGCUUUGGGUACGCUGACAUCGUUAGUUGCCCAGUCUUUGGGUCUCUUGAUAGGGGCAGCGUCCACAUCAUUGCAGGUGGCCACUUUUGUUGGGCCAGUGACUGCCAUACCUGUGCUGCUAUUUUCAGGCUUUUUUGUCAGUUUUGACACCAUCCCAAAAUACCUCCAGUGGAUAUCUUACAUUUCCUAUGUCAGGUAUGGUUUUGAAGGAGUUAUUUUGUCCAUCUAUGGGCUGGACCGUGAGGACCUAUACUGUGAAAAAGAUGAGACAUGCCACUUCCAAAAAUCCAAGGCCAUUUUGAAGGAGUUAGAUGUUGAGAAUGCUGAAUUGUAUCUGGACUUCAUUGUGUUGGGUAUCUUCUUUGUCUCCCUACGUCUUAUUGCCUACUAUGUCCUCCGCUACAAAAUCAGUGCAGAGAGGUAAACAACAAGACAGCAACAACUUUGACUCUUACACCCUAGAAAUGGUGAGCAGGGAGAACAAAAGUUCUAAAGUGCUAAAGGCCCUAUUAGGACAGCAAUACACUGAACAGUUUAAACUACUUACAUUUGGUGCACUAUUUUGCACUUAAAAAAGGAUAUGGAUAUCCGUGUGGAUCGACAGUAUAAGUAUAAAUACCUGUGACAAUCCAUAGUUGGUUUAAACAGUUAUCAGGGAGUUGGACUCAUGUCCUGUUUUGUUUUAUGCUGUGUACCUUAUGUAUGUAUAACAUUCUGUCUGCAUGGGUAUGAUGAAUCCUAUACUUAAUAUAUAAGAUACAACAAUCAUAUAAAUAGGAAAUGGUUUCACAAUUUUAAGAGCUGGUCUCUACUAGGAGUGGCAUGACUAUUAAGGAUUAGUCAGCUUUCUCAUAGUUCUCAAAAACUGAUUCAGGACAUUGUUAUUUUAGGUUAUUUUUCUAGCUAGAUGUUAUUAACAGCACUGCAGAGAACACACAACUGCAAUUUAAUUAACAGCCACACAAAAGCUAUAAAAUACCUUUUUUAUAUUCAAUUCAAUGAAAGAAAUCUGUACAAUAAUAAAUCUGUGUAUCAUAUUACACUAUUUAUGGUCAUACAAAUUCUUAAUAUGCACUUAUGUGGAUGAGCUGGCAGCUCAGCUAAAGUCGUUGAUUCUGUACUUAAGACAGCACAGUGUGGAAGUUCAUCAACAGAACUCUCCGUAUAGCUCAGUAACCAGCCUUCCUUGGAUAAAGGUUGCUAUAGGACUGUCUGGGAAGUUUUUCCAGGUUGAUAUUGACUUGGGAGUUGCUACAAUAAACCCUCGCCUUAGUAGCCUUCAAAAGCAAGUCUGAAUUCAGCCUUGGAGCUGGCAUGCUCUGGCAGACUCUACACUAUCUGUGACUAGUUAUGCUGUGGUCCAAGUAGGACUGGGUAGUGUGAAUUCCAGCCCAUGGCAGCUAAUGUGUUGUUUUAUGGAAUGCACAUCUAUAGCCAUGCAAAUUUCCAUUGCCAUUGCAAUUCAGUGGCUGGAUCCAAAUCAGCAUAUUGAUGACCGUACAACUAAUCAAUAUCCUCAGAGUCCAGAAAUAAUGAAAUGCACAGUAUUUACUCUUUGUGCUCGUAGUUUGCUAUUUUGAGUUUUCAAAUAAAUGAAGAUCCACAAUAAAUGCACACAAUUAGGGAAAGAUUUAACCUCUCACUGGUGAAAUAAAAUAUUACUGAUCUACACAAAUAUUUCUUAACUUGCUUUUAUAUAAAAAAAAGCUGCUUACAUUUAAACAAAUGUAAACUAGUCCUGUAAGCCACUAGCUGUUUGCAAAUUGGCAUAUGUUCAUAUUGAUGUUGAAUGAUCCCUAGGUUAUUAGUAUGUUGUUUGUUAGUUUUUUGUCUAAUGUAUUUUGUCUGCUAAAAAUGCAGAUGGAUCUUAUUAAAUAGGUAUCUUAAGUACAUGUUUAGUGUUUGCCAGGGUGCUGACAUUCCAAAUGUCCAUGUUAUGUCACAGCAUUACAACAUAUGGAAACACUGAUCUAGAAAAAAUUAUGUAAUGUUUUUCUGAUAUGUCUGUAAUUUUUUAUAUAAAUUAAAAUGCUAGGUUCUUUUGACUAAUUCUUAAAACAGAAUAGCUUUGACAAAAAUGGCAUUUAUUUAUCACAGUGAGUAAAAGAAUUGAAUAUGAAGUAAAUAUGAACAUAUCAGCAUAUUAUCUAACAAGAAUCUUUAUACCACUCUUUAAAAUUUUGUAUGUAUUUCAUCUUAUAAAAAGCCUUUGAUUAAUAGACAUAGGAUAUCAUACGUGGUAAUCAAUUCGGAAAAAAAGUUGACAGUUCUGGUAACUGAAAAAGUUAAAAUAUGAAUAUUCAGGAUAUUCAUAUUUUAUUUCAACCAAGUAUUACAAUUCUUACAUAUACAUGUAAGUUAGAAUAUUAUCGCUAUGGACCUUUAUGUGGAGAAAUUAAUGCAAUCUUUGACUUUACACUGGUCUUUACAUUGGUCUUUCAGUUUUACUAGGUUUCAGUUUUUGUCUAGAAGGCAUCAGUCUAGCUUUUUCUUUGUAUAAUGGCUGCAUAUUAUUGAUGUUGUUUUCCCCAUUUAUUUAGAACUUGGGGCUGUAUUUGGGGCUGUCAGAUAAUAUUUCAAGAGAAUACAUUUCUUUUUUGUGAUGUUUUAACUUGGUAGAGCAAUAAUAAAUUUAAAUGUUUUAAAAAAAUACAUGUCUUUAACAAUGUUCCUUGUAAGCUUUAAUAAUAUUAUGCAAAAUACAAACCUGAACCUGACAUAGGUAGGACCCUA
This is a messenger RNA of Hemibagrus wyckioides, 4404 nucleotides long. RefSeq names its product ATP-binding cassette, sub-family G (WHITE), member 1 (gene abcg1). Gene Ontology annotation, molecular function: ATP binding; ABC-type sterol transporter activity; ATP hydrolysis activity. Gene Ontology annotation, cellular component: plasma membrane. The record is from RefSeq and is a predicted model, not a curated record. The transcript is spliced from 15 exons. NCBI's taxonomy places the organism in Eukaryota, Metazoa, Chordata, Actinopteri, Siluriformes, Bagridae. Bases 80 to 2095 code for a protein of 671 amino acids. Gene Ontology annotation, biological process: cholesterol homeostasis.